CCAAAGAAUAAUUUGAUUUAACGCAGAAAAACUCAAAGACGAGAAGCAGCCGAGAUGUCGGACGCGUACAACAAGGUUAAGCCGGGGAGGCUCGCUUUCAAGGGCGGCGAGCUUGCAGCAGUCAAGUCUAUCAGCAAGAAGAGACACAAGAUGAAGAAGCACAAGGAAGCGGAGGACGCCUUGGAUGGUGUCAUCGGCGAUGGAAGCGGCGCCGUAGAUGGUGAGAGCGCUGCGAUGGCGGCUGGAGUUGACUUGUAUACAAUUGACGCCGCAAAGAAGAUGAAGUAUGAGGAGCUUUUCCCCGUGGAGACGAAGAAGUUUGGGUACGACCCUGCCAACAAGUCCCGAAAUGGCUCCAGGAGCGUAGAGGAGGCGCUGGACGAUCGGGUAAGGAGGAAGGCUGAUCGCUACUGCAAGUGACCUACUUUUGGUUUUAUGUUAGACUGGUAGAUGGGAUCUGGUUGAUUGAAUUUUCACCUUUUGGAAUUAGGAUUCGAGUUUUUUUUUAAAAUGAAAUAGUUUGACUUUUUUUUUAUUAAUUGCUGAAAUAAGUAUUGCUACUAAUUUUUAAUCGAGUAAAUCUAACAUUUGGAGUACAAGUAGGAAACACAUAUUCACUUUGAUGGAGCGAAACUUUGAAGUUAUUCUAAAUGUUGUUGAUUUCAGGAUAUAUAAAUGUGAUUUAAUUUUUAUGUUA
Molecule: messenger RNA, 697 nt
Organism: Dendrobium catenatum
Lineage: Eukaryota; Viridiplantae; Streptophyta; Magnoliopsida; Asparagales; Orchidaceae
Exons: 1
Coding region: 55-420 (121 amino acids)
Source: RefSeq, a predicted model, not a curated record